Tricharina praecox is the source of this 1417-nucleotide messenger RNA. RefSeq lists its product as uncharacterized. NCBI's taxonomy places the organism in Eukaryota, Fungi, Ascomycota, Pezizomycetes, Pezizales, Pyronemataceae. The record is from RefSeq and is a predicted model, not a curated record. The transcript is spliced from 3 exons. Gene Ontology annotation, molecular function: translation initiation factor activity; guanyl-nucleotide exchange factor activity. Gene Ontology annotation, cellular component: eukaryotic translation initiation factor 2B complex. Gene Ontology annotation, biological process: translational initiation. Bases 188 to 1207 code for a protein of 339 amino acids.
GUACGAUCAUGCCUUGUGAAACAAAGCAUCCAGUCACCAUCACCAUCAGCCAUUCAACGACACCUCAACUCAACUUGCCCCACGACCGCUCAGGCCGCGACCCACCUCCAGACACCGCUUGAUACGUCCAUUCACUCCCUCAUAUCCGACCGACGCUACCGCGGACAACAACGUACAAAACGCCAUUAUGUCGGAAACAAUAUCCUCCUCAAUGCACAUCUCGCCCCCGUCGACGGCAUCCUCGCACUCCCACCCGAAGCCUGGUGUUGUAUACUCGACAAAAGGCGAAUUUGACAUCCGAGAACACUAUUUCAAGCUCCUCUCCCAAGACCCGUCGAAAUCUAUGCCCAUCGCCGCAAUAGAAUCACUAUCGGCGCUCUGUGAUGCCACAAAAGCCGGUACCAUCCACGAGUUGAUGUCGGCAAUCGGUGACGGCGCCGACGCGCUCAAGAAGUCGAUUCCAAACGCGAUCUCUCUCACCGCUGGCUGCGACCUGUUCAAGCGCUUCAUCAUUGCGCACGCUCAUGAUGACCCUAAGGAUUUCGAGGCGUUUAAGCAGCAGCUUCAGGCGAAUGGACAUCUGUUUGCGCAGCGCGCAAGGGAGGCGCGAAUCAAGGUUGCCGAGUGUGGAGUUAAAGCUAUCAAGGACGGUAUUACGGUAUUCUUGCACGGGCACUCGCGAUGUGUGAUCGCAAUGCUCCAGAAAGCGGCGGAACAGAAUAUUAGAUUCAACGCUAUCGUCACCGAGACUCGGCCCAGCCUUCUCGGUCUCAGGACGGCGAAGGAGCUUCGCGCUCGAGGGAUCCCUGUUGCGGUGGUCGACGAUAAUGCCAUGGGUUAUGCACUCAAGAAAUCGACGAUGGUGAUCAUUGGAGCGGAGGGUGUUUUCGGAGACGGCAGCGUCCUCAACAUUUUGGGAUCAUACCAGCUUGCCCUCGUUGCAAAGACCUACAACCGUCCGGUAUAUGUUGCUACGGAGACACACAAGUUCGUCGAUAUAUUCCCAUUGGACCAGUUCAACAUGCCCGUGGAGCAAAACAUCAUCGACUUCGAUCCACCGCAAGGCGUUGAGGGUGCCACACCGCAAGAUCAGCAAGAAUUCGUCGACCAUGUUCCCAGACACCUCAUCAAGGGGCUCAUCACUGAAGCCGGACUUCUUACCCCCCAACAAGUGUCGGACAAAGUUGUCGCAAUGAGGUUUGAAUAGUACUUCAAGGGACACCGUGAUUUGGCGUUUUUUUUUUGAGAUCGCGUUAACCCUAUUUAGGGGGGACGGGGUUGUUCUUUGGUGGAGAUUGGGUUGGAAGAAAAGCCGUUACAUAGAGGCGUUUUUGUUGUCUCUUUGAUUUUGAUGUCUUCGUUCGGUUCAGUUUGGGUUAUGUAUGAGUGAAUAAUCAUUGACGCUAGUCCCAACCUG